CGCGACCACGUCACCCUUGCCUCGCCCAAACAUAACCCAACCCGCGCCCGAGCCCGAGGGAGGGAGAAGGAUCGGAAAGGCGGGCAGGCGUGGCGUACGGGUCAGAGAAAAUAUCCCAAAACCAAAAGCCUCCAGGAACUCCUCGCGCCGCGCCGCGACCGCGACCGCGACAACCGACCAACCCGACGCCACCACGGCGACGGCGACGGCGAGCCCCCUCCGCCGCCUCCGCCUCCGCCUCGCCGCCUGCCUCCGCGCGCCCCCCGCUCCCCCGCCCCAGCCCUGCGACGCCGCGGACCCGCCCGCGCUCCCCCGCCACCGCCGCAGGCGCCUCUGGAAGCUGCCGCCCCGCCCCGGCGCCCCGAUGAUGGACGCGCCGCCGACGCCCACCACGCCCCCGGCGUCGCCGCGGCCCCAGACGCAGCCGCAGGCCCAGGCCCCCGCGGCCGCGGCCGUGCCGUCCAGGCGCUACGGCGUGCAUUUCUCCGCCUCCAGCUUCAUCCAGGCGCCGCUCUCCGCGCUGCUCGAGUACUCGGGCGUCCUCCGCGCCGACCCCGGCCCGCACCUCCCGCCCGCCGGGGGCGGCGAGGUGUCGAUCCGGAUCGUGGGGUCGGCGCCGACCGACGGGGCCGACGACGUGCAGGAGGAGGGUGCGGAGGGAGACGCCGCGAGGGGGGCGCACCCUUCCGCGCCCGCGCCGGCGGCCGCGGCCGGCGCCGACACCUCCUCCUCCUACCAGAGGUACGACAUACAGCAGGUGGCCAGGUGGGUGGAGCAGAUACUGCCCUUCACCCUGCUGCUGCUCGUCGUCUUCAUCAGACAGCACCUGCAAGGUUUCUUUGUCACCAUCUGGAUUGCUGCCGUGAUGUUCAAGUCCAAUGACAUCCUGCGCAAGCAGACUGCUCUCAAGGGGGAGAGAAAAAUGUUAAUUCUUGUGGGAAUUACAAUAUUAUUUGUCGUUCAUGUAUCUGGAGUGUACUGGUGUUACAAGAAUGGUGAUCUUAUCAGACCUCUGGUCAUGCUUCCUCCAAAAGAGAUACCACCAUUUUGGCAUGCAAUAUUCGUAAUCCUGGUGAAUGAUACAAUGGUGCGCCAAACUGCUAUGAUCAUGAAGUGCUUACUGCUAAUGUACUACAGGAACACCAAGGGCCGUAGCUAUCGUAGGCAGGGGCAAAUGUUAACACUCGUGGAAUACUUUCUACUUCUGUACCGUGCCUUAUUGCCUGCCCCUGUAUGGUACCGUUUUUUCCUGAACAAGGAGUAUGGGAGCCUAUUUUCCUCUCUAACCACUGGACUGUAUCUUACUUUCAAGCUGACAUCUGUCGUGGAAAAGAUUCAAUCAUUUUUUACAUCUCUGAGAGCGUUGUCCCAUGAAGACUUCCAUUAUGGUUCAUAUGCAACGAGUGAGCAGGUUGCUGCCGCUGGAGAUAUGUGUGCUAUAUGCCAAGAGAAGAUGCAUGUCCCCAUUCUUUUGCGCUGUAAACAUGUCUUCUGCGAAGAUUGUGUCUCUGAAUGGUUUGAGAGGGAGCGCACCUGCCCACUGUGCAGGGCACUGGUGAAGCCAGCAGACCUCCGGUCAUUCGGCGACGGUUCGACAAGCCUCUUUUUCCAGCUUUUCUAGGCCGCAAACAGCAAGCAGGGAACCUCGCUUGCUUUGCGCUGUGCAGAUAAGAAAGCAGAUGUUAUAGGUGUGAGUGUGUGUGUGUGUUGUGUUUGUCCGUGUUUCGCAAGCAGAGCGGCCCGAUGAGGUGCUGAACGGAUCCCAACGCCCCCCUUCCCAGCUGAAGGUGGAGAGUGCAUGAGUGCGUUUGUUCCCGAUUGUGCAUAUUAUCCCCUGUAUAGGCUAUAAGAAAUCUGACCCUACUACGAUUUACAUAAAUAGAAAUGAGUAUAUAUAGACUAUUGUUAUA
This is a messenger RNA of Triticum dicoccoides, 1910 nucleotides long. RefSeq names its product RING finger and transmembrane domain-containing protein 2-like. The coding region runs from base 365 to 1621 and encodes 418 amino acids. Gene Ontology annotation, biological process: positive regulation of ERAD pathway. The transcript is spliced from 8 exons. The record is from RefSeq and is a predicted model, not a curated record. NCBI's taxonomy places the organism in Eukaryota, Viridiplantae, Streptophyta, Magnoliopsida, Poales, Poaceae. Gene Ontology annotation, molecular function: ubiquitin protein ligase activity.